Nicotiana tabacum (common tobacco) is the source of this 565-nucleotide messenger RNA. The record is from RefSeq and is a predicted model, not a curated record. NCBI's taxonomy places the organism in Eukaryota, Viridiplantae, Streptophyta, Magnoliopsida, Solanales, Solanaceae.
CAAUUUCUCCAUCCUUCAAUUUCAAUUAUCAUAACUAAGUUUUAACAAAAGAUGGGUUCCAAGGCAUUUCUGUUUCUUGGCCUUUGUUUGGCCAUUUUUGUAAUGAUAAGCUCUGAGGUUUUAGCUAGGGAGUUGGCUGAGACUUCCACCACUUCAGAAGAGGACUCAAAGAAAUCCAAUAACAAGAAUGAAGUACAUGAAGCUCAAUACGGUGGUGGAGGAUACCCUGCCGGAUACCCUGCCGCCAGAUACCCCGUUCCUGGUGGCGGAUAUCCUGAUGGAGGCCGUGGUGGUGGUGUCUAUCCUGGCGGUGGACGUGGAUGCGGAGGAUACUGCCGCUAUGGUUGCUGCGGCCGCCGGAAUUACAGGUGCUGCUCCUACAAAGGUGAGGCCAUCCAUGGAUAAGGUCACUAUAUUGAAGCUAAGCCUCACAACGUAUCAUCAUGUGGAGCAAUAUAUAAAACCUUUGUACUUUGUAAAGCCUCAAGAUGUAAUAGUAAUGAUCUUGCAGCUUUUUAGAGCUUGUUGUAACAAGUUAUGAAUAAAGUUAAGUCAACAACAACAA